Molecule: messenger RNA, 1138 nt
Organism: Leptinotarsa decemlineata (Colorado potato beetle)
Lineage: Eukaryota; Metazoa; Arthropoda; Insecta; Coleoptera; Chrysomelidae
Product: putative Dol-P-Glc:Glc(2)Man(9)GlcNAc(2)-PP-Dol alpha-1,2-glucosyltransferase
Source: RefSeq, a predicted model, not a curated record
AAUUUUUCAGAACAGUUCAGUAUCUUUCCAAUUCCCUUAAUCUUCAUUUUCUGAUCAAUGAGGUCAGAAAUAUAUAAUUUUUACAUUAAACAAGAACAUGAGAUGGUAUAUAUUAAUGAUUUACUUUUCUAGAGUGUGCGACGUUUUGCUAGAGAACUGACUUUACAAGUGCCAACCCUCAUUCACUUGACUCCCCUUACAUUUUGGUUGGAUAUUAUGUCAUAUUCCUCCUGUCUGAUUACAUUUGGGCUGUUUAUGAAGUUUAAUGGAAGCAUUGUUGUGGGAGACAAAUCAGCGCACGAAGCAACAUUUCAUAUUCCACAGUUGUUUUACUUUUCUCUGUUUUGUUUAGUUUUUUCUUGGCCAGUCUUUCUGUUUGAGUUAUAUGGCUUUCUACGAUGUGCAAUCAGUCAUAAAAAGAAAGUUGUAUCAAUUGCAAUAUUAAUGGCAAUAAUUGUAUUCUCAAAUACUUUGGUUCAUCCAUACUUGUUAGCGGACAACAGACACUACACAUUUUAUGUAUGGAACAGAUUGUAUGGCCCAAAGAUAUAUUUCCGAUAUUUUAUGAUUCCUAUUUAUAUGUGGGCUUUAUAUGUUAUGGUAAAGUAUUUGUACAACAAACACGAUAUAAGCUUUCUCAUAAUGUACAUACCAUGUCUUGCAGCAGUGCUUGUAACCCAAAAGCUCGUAGACGUGAGAUAUUUUUUAAUCCCUUACAUUAUCUUCAAAUUAAAAAUGGAAUAUACUAGCAACAUCUCACUCUUUUUGAUAGCUGAACUUAUUACAAACUUGAUGAUGAAUAUCUUUGUAUUCUAUCGCUUUUUCUACAGACCCAUCCCUUGGGCUGACUACGAAGAAUUGCAAAGGUUAAUAUGGUAAUUGGUUUACAUUUUGUGUUGUGUCAGUUUUUCUGAAUAAUUCCGAAUUAUUUUCAUGUAUAAAAGUAAAUACAUCGUUUGUAGUAAUCGAAUUUGUUCUUUAUUGUUUCUUUUAAGCUUUUGCUGUGGUGCAUACCAUAUGUUCAUGUGUCUGAUGUCUGUGAUUCAACACUUGUUCAAUUCUAAGAAGACUGAUAGUUCUUAAAUUUGUUCAAGUUGUGAAUUGUGUUGAAUGUUCAAUAAAGUUUUGAUAAAAUGAA